Molecule: messenger RNA, 1455 nt
Organism: Penicillium verrucosum
Lineage: Eukaryota; Fungi; Ascomycota; Eurotiomycetes; Eurotiales; Aspergillaceae
Product: Zn(II)2Cys6 transcription factor
Exons: 1
Coding region: 1-1455 (484 amino acids)
Biological process (GO): lipid metabolic process; intracellular signal transduction; positive regulation of transcription by RNA polymerase II
Cellular component (GO): nucleus
Molecular function (GO): DNA-binding transcription factor activity, RNA polymerase II-specific; zinc ion binding; transcription cis-regulatory region binding
Source: RefSeq, a predicted model, not a curated record
AUGGGGCCAAAGUAUUGCGUCAGAUUUAUCAAUUCAGCCCCGAAGCCAUCGGACGUCCUGGUUGCCGCUACGAGUGGCACUGUGCGGGCAGAUAGCCCACCUCGACAUACUUCGGGUCAAAAUCGCCAGGCCAUCCGAAGCCGCUUUGGCUGCGAAGAGUGCAGGAACAGACGGGUUAAGUGUGACGAGAAAUUUCCUGUAUGCCUGCGCUGUCAACGUCGCGGUACCUUCUGCCAUCCGAAAGCCCGGCCGGUCGGUUGGCGCACGGAAAUUCCUUGGCUUGCCAAUCCAGGACUGAACCCUUGGAAGACCCGUCCCAAUGCGCGCUUACUGCAGUUUUGGAUGGAGGUUACCAGCAAUAUCCUCACCAUGAGCCCAGAUCACAACCCCUUGUCGUUUCCUCUCAUUCCUCUUUUGGCCGAGAGCCCCAGCCUAUUGCAUGCGGUACAGAGUGUCAGUGCCGGCUAUGACGUUUUCUUCCAGCAGUCAAGUCUUGAUCUCUGCUUGAGGGAACGUGGCCUUGCACUUGAACUCCUCCGCAAAGACCUCCAGGAGCACACUGCAGGCAGCCCCAUCUCCCCCGCGUCUGUCCUCAGCAUCUUUGUCUUGGGCAUUUCUGCACCAUGGGUCGAGACCUCACCACACACCUACGGUCAAGAACAUUUAGUUGCUGGAAGAAUCGCACUCGAAGAUCUCCUCAAUAACGAAAAGACACGGUUGGAUUCAAUUACAACAUUCCUCCUCGGGUGGUAUCUCCAUUGGGAUAUGGCUUGCUCCUUGGUAGCAUCGGUGGAUGGUCUAUUACCACUCGACCCACCUGAGCUGUCCUUGGCCUUCCAAGAUAUACAUUCUAGUUUCCACCCAAUAGUAGGCUUCUCUGCAGGAUUAUUCUAUGUCCUAUCUAGACUGGGACACUACUGUCGACAAGUUUAUGAGCAUUCACAACAACGAGACGAAGUUCUCGAAAUUGCGUUCUACCAACAGUUGAUCUCUUGGCAGCCCAUGUGCCAGGAACAGGACCAUGUUUGCAUGAACGAUUCCUUCAAGUACCACGGUCUGAUUACGCUGGGCAGAGUAUGCGGGCCGGUCGGCAUGACUUCCAUUAACAAAACAAAGGCACCGGAACUGAUCUUCAAGGUGCAAGCUGAAGCUCAACUUCGGGAGUAUACACUCAAGUGUCUAGACGCCAUAUUCGGUGUGCCUCUAGAGUCAGCGUGUAUCAACUAUCAAGCGAUUCCAUUGCUUACUGCCGGCUCAGAGCUGACGGCUAGCGACAUGGCUACACGAGAAAGGGUGAUUGAGUUAUUCAAGGCUUUAUUUUCGCGCAAUCGACUUCAAGUAAACAUAUGGGCCAUCGAAUUGCUCGAGGAGAUCUGGGUUUUGCGGGACCUUGGAAUCGCCAUGUCUUGGAUGGAGUUGCAGACGCAAAAGCAAUGGGUUCUUCAAUUUGGGUAA